CUUCAAUAGGAAAAGCAGGAAAAAUGAAGUACUUGAUUGGCUUCUUAUCUAUUUUCUUAUUUGCAUCUUCAAUAGUUCAAGCUCAAAUACUUACUCAAUGGACAGCAUUCAGUGACUGCCCAGUUACAUGCAAUGUCGGUAAUCAGGUCCGCACACGCACACGAACUUGUACACCUGCAAAUUUAUGUCAAGGAGUUAGUCUAUUUGAAACUACUCCCUGUAACACACAAUAUCCAUGUCCAGAAUAUAGACUUGGUGAUUGGGGUACUUGGAGUGCUUGUUCAGAAUCAUGCAGAGCAACUCAAAAUUAUCCAACGCGUGUUCGAACUCGUUCUUAUUGUCUCAGUAAUUCAACGUCUUCUUAUCAAUGUACUCCUGAUUAUAUGAUUAGUUAUGAACCAUGUAACAUAGCAGCAUGUUCAAUAGUAAAGUCUUGCAGCAGUAUAAACUUUACUUUUGUCUUUGUGUUGGAUUCAUCGUCUAGUGUUGAUGCUCUGCAAUGGCAAGAUGAAAAAAAUUUGGUUUUAGCUUUUGUUAAUAGCUCAUCAUUUGGAGUGAAUCCUAAUGUUGAUGUAGCUGUGGUAAACUUUGGAAAAACUGCUAAAGUAGUGGCUGACUGUGGUACAUUUAAAAGCUAUUCAACUUUUGAAACUUUCAUGAACAAUUUAAACCUGUUAGGUGGUGGAACUGCUAUAAACCAAGGGCUUUUAGCUGCAGAAAUUGCAUUCCAAAGAUGCCAAAAACUUAACUUGGAACCUGUUAUAAUUCUUCUUACUGAUGGUUUUGAAAAUAUAGAUAACCAAACUCCUGACAGCAACAUAGCUAAUGAAAAUCGUAUAAAAAAAGAAGCUCUUUUAGUUGCAGGUGCCACAAAGGAUUACAAAAAGGAGGAAAUAGAUAGAAUAACAAGUUAUAUUGAUAAUAAUGGACAGAAUGUGUCUUUUAGUUAUUAUGCUCCAACCUUUACAGAUCUUUUAACCACCCUUGGUAGCACACUGUAUUCUAGAGUUGUUGGACUGACCCAAUGUGAAACUCAAGGACAAUGGACAACAUGGUCUGCUUGGAGUAGUUGUUCUCAACUUUGUGGAUUUACUGGUACUAUACAACGUUCUCGUUCUUGUAUAAAUCCAACUUCAAAUAACUUUCAAGGAGACUGCGAAAUAAUUAACAAUAUAGCUAACCUUGAUUUUAUGACCUGUUUUCAGCCAUGUACUGCUUCAUUUUCUGAAUGGAGUUCUUGGGCUGCGUGCUCAGCAAGCUGCCGACUAGAUAGUGGUCCUCCAACUACCACACGGUUUAGGACAUGUUCUUCUGGACUUGGAUCUUGUAUUGGAUCUUUAUCAGAGACUCAAGAAUGCAACACGAAUACUCCUUGUCCAGGCAUAAUAUCUUCAUGGGGAUCAUGGGGACUGUGUUCAGCUUCCUGUCAAUUAACAUCAGUAUUACCAACUCAACAACGAUCUCGUGUUUGUAUUGGAGCAACUCUUGGAGGAAAUUGUGGUGGACUAUCUACUGUUGAUUCACAAAGUUGCAAUGUUGGAAUUUAUUGUCCUGGAACUAUAUCAGAUUGGAGUUCAUGGGGUGCAUGCUCUGAUGCUUGUAAUAAUCUUGUUUCACCGCCUUCUCAAACCAGAAGUCGAUCUUGUAUUGGAUAUUCAACAUGGGAUCCUACCUAUUUGGGUUGUCCUAGUAUUUUAAGAACUGAACAACAACCUUGCAAUAUUAACAUUGGUUGUUCAGGUACAUAUGGCACUUGGAGUGCAUGGAGCAGUUGCUCAGAAAGCUGUCAGUCUAAUAUUAAUGUGUCUCCAUUUCAAACUCAAACUAGACAGUGUUUAGGAGCUACACUAGGAGGUGGUUGUUCUGGACCAAGUUCUCAAACUCAAAACUGCAAUGUGCAAGUGUCUUGUCCUGGCAUCUUAAGUUUAUGGGGAGCAUGGGGAUCAUGUACAGCAAGUUGUCAAUUAAGUUUCACUUCACCUACUCAAACAAGAAAUCGUCAAUGCACUGGUGCUACUUUUAGUGGCAAUUGCAAUGGACUAGUGUUAACUGAAAUUCAAAAUUGCAAUGAGCAAGUUUAUUGUCCAGGAACAAUAUCGGAUUGGAGUUCUUGGAGUGUAUGUUCUGCAUCUUGUAACAAUCUUGUUACUGUACCUUCUCAAACUAGAACUCGUUCAUGUUCUGGGUUUUCUACUUGGGAUCCUACCUAUACAGGUUGUCCUGGUAUCACUAGAAAUGAACAAAUUUCUUGUAAUGCAAAUGUUGGUUGUCCUGGUACUUAUAAUGCCUGGAAUGCAUGGAGUACUUGCUCAGAAUCUUGCCAAUCUAACGCAAACUUAGCACCUUUCCAAACUCAGACUAGACAAUGUAUAGGUGCAACACUAGGAGCUGGUUGUGUUGGGCCUAGUUCUCAAACUCAAAACUGCAAUGUAGGAGUGUCUUGUCCAGGUAUUUUAGGUACUUGGGCGGCAUGGGGAGCCUGCUCAGCCUCUUGUCAACUUGACUUAAUUGUUCCUCAACAAACCAGUACUCGCACUUGUACUGGUGGUUCUUUAGGUGGUAAUUGUAAUGGAGCAGUUUUAACACAAACUAAAAACUGUAACGCAGAAGUUAUAUGUCCAGGAGUAUUAACUGAUUGGACUGCAUGGGGCGUAUGUUCUGCUACGUGUAAUACUCAAGUCAAUGGACCAUUCCAAACUAGAGAUCGAUCUUGUGUUGGUUUUUCUACAUGGAAUCCAAAUUUUGCGGGUUGUGUUGGUGCUACUAGAAACGAACAACAACUUUGUAAUCAAAAUGUUCCAUGUCCAGGUAAUUAUGGUGCAUGGGCUGCAUGGGGAUCCUGCUCAGAAUCAUGUCAAUCUAAUAUUAAUAUAGCUCCAUUUCAAACUCAGACUAGGCCAUGUCUCGGUGCUACAUUAAAUGGUGGAUGUCCUGGAGCAAGUUCUCAAACUCAAAGCUGUAAUGUUGGAGUUUCUUGUCCAGGCAUUUUAAGUUUAUGGGGAGCAUGGGGAGCUUGUACAGCAAGUUGUCAAUUAAGUUUUACUUCACCUACUCAAACUAGAAAUCGUCAAUGUAAUGGUGCUACUUUUAAUGGCAAUUGUAAUGGAUUAAUGUUGACUGAUACUCAAAAUUGCAAUGAGCAAGUUUACUGUCCAGGAACAAUAUCGGAUUGGAGUUCUUGGAGUGUAUGUUCUGCAUCUUGUAACAAUCUUGUUACUGUACCUUCUCAAACUAGAACUCGUUCAUGUUCUGGGUUUUCUACUUGGGAUCCUACCUAUACAGGUUGUCCUGGUAUCACUAGAAGUGAACAAAUUUCUUGUAAUGCAAAUGUUGGUUGUCCUGGUACUUAUAACGCAUGGAAUGCAUGGAGUACUUGCUCAGAAUCUUGCCAAUCUAAUUCAAAUUUAGCACCUUUCCAAACUCAGACUAGACAAUGUAUAGGUGCAACACUAGGAGCUGGUUGUGUUGGGCCUAGUUCUCAAACUCAAAACUGCAAUGUAGGAGUGUCUUGUCCAGGUAUUUUAAGUACUUGGGCUGCAUGGGGAGCCUGCUCAGCCUCUUGUCAACUUGACUUAAUUGUUCCUCAACAAACCAGUACCCGCACUUGUUCUGGUGGUUCUCUAGGUGGUAAUUGUAAUGGAGCAGUUUUAACUCAAACUAAAAACUGUAACGCAGAAGUUUUAUGUCCAGGAGUAUUAACUGAUUGGGCUGCAUGGAGCACAUGUUCUGCAUCGUGUAAUACUCUAGUCAAUGGUGGACCAAUUCAAACUAGAACUCGAACUUGUAAUGGUUUUUCUACAUGGAAUCCAAACUUUUUAGGUUGUACUGGUGCUAGUAGGAAUGAACAACAGUUAUGUAAUCAACUUGUUCCAUGUCCAGGUUUUUAUACUGCUUGGUCAGCAUGGAGUACUUGUUCUGAAUCAUGUCAAUCUAAUGUUAAUAGUUCUCCCACUCAGUUUCACACAAGAAAUUGUGUUAACUUUACAUUGAAUGGUGGUUGUGUUGGCUUAAGUUCUGAAACUCAAAAUUGCAAUUUCCAAGUAUCAUGUCCAGGGGAUCUUACACAGUGGUCAACAUGGUCCUCAUGCAGCCAGUCUUGCCAGAUUAGCUCAGUAGUACCAACAAUGACCAGAAAUCGAAAUUGUUUAAAUCCUACUUUUGGUGGUAAUUGUCAAGGACAAUCACUUACAGAUGUAAUGUCAUGUAAUGCAGGCGUAGUAUGUCCAGGUCAAUUGACUGAUUGGACAUCAUGGAGUCAAUGUCCAGCUACAUGUCAACAAGCAGUUGGUCAAUUUAAUAUGCAGUACAGAUCAAGACAAUGUGUUAAUACAACUACUGGAAAUUGUGGUGGAGCUUUGUUAAACGAUCAAGUUGUUUGUGUUAGAGAUGUUCCUUGUCCUGGUAAUUAUGGUGCAUGGGCUGCAUGGGGAUCCUGCUCAGAAUCAUGUCAAUCUAAUGUUAAUAUAGCUCCAUUUCAAACUCAGACUAGGUCAUGUCUCGGUGCUACAUUAAAUGGUGGAUGUCCUGGAGCAAGUUCUCAAACUCAAAACUGUAAUGUUGGAGUUUCUUGUCCAGGCAUUUUAAGUUUAUGGGGAGCAUGGGGAGCAUGUACAGCAAGUUGUCAAGUAAGUUUUACUUCACCUACUCAAACAAGAAAUCGUCAAUGUAAUGGUGCUACUUUUAAUGGCAAUUGUAAUGGAUUAAUGUUGACUGAUACUCAAAAUUGCAAUGAGCAAGUUUACUGUCCAGGAACAAUAUCGGAUUGGAGUUCUUGGAGUGUAUGUUCUGCAUCUUGUAACAAUCUUGUUACUGUACCAUCUCAAACUAGAACUCGAUCAUGUUCUGGGUUUUCUACUUGGGAUCCUACCUAUACAGGUUGUCCUGGUAUCACUAGAAGUGAACAAAUUUCUUGUAAUGCAAAUGUUGGUUGUCCUGGUACUUAUAACGCAUGGAAUGCAUGGAGUACUUGCUCAGAAUCUUGCCAAUCUAAUUCAAAUUUAGCACCUUUCCAAACUCAGACUAGACAAUGUAUAGGUGCAACACUAGGAGCUGGUUGUGUUGGGCCUAGUUCUCAAACUCAAAACUGCAAUGUAGGAGUGUCUUGUCCAGGUAUUUUAAGUGAUUGGGCUGCAUGGGGAGCCUGCUCAGCCUCUUGUCAACUUGAAUUUGUUGUUCCUCAACAAACCAGUACCCGCACUUGUUCUGGUGCUUCGUUUGGUGGCAAUUGUAAUGGAGCAGUUUUAACUCAAUCUAAAAACUGUAACGCAGAAGUUUUAUGUCCAGGAGUAUUAACUGAUUGGACUGCAUGGGGCGUAUGUUCUGCCACGUGUAAUACUCAAGUCAAUGGACCAUUCCAAACUAGAGAUCGAUCUUGUGUUGGUUUUUCUACAUGGAAUCCAAAUUUUGCGGGUUGUGUUGGUGCUACUAGAAACGAACAACAACUUUGUAAUCAAAAUGUUCCAUGUCCAGGUAAUUAUGGUGCAUGGGCUGCAUGGGGAUCCUGCUCAGAAUCAUGUCAAUCUAAUGUUAAUAUAGCUCCAUUUCAAACUCAGACUAGGUCAUGUCUCGGUGCUACAUUAAAUGGUGGAUGUCCUGGAGCAAGUUCUCAAACUCAAAACUGUAAUGUUGGAGUUUCUUGUCCAGGCAUUUUAAGUUUAUGGGGAGCAUGGGGAGCAUGUACAGCAAGUUGUCAAGUAAGUUUUACUUCACCUACUCAAACAAGAAAUCGUCAAUGUAAUGGUGCUACUUUUAAUGGCAAUUGUAAUGGAUUAAUGUUGACUGAUACUCAAAAUUGCAAUGAGCAAGUUUACUGUCCAGGAACAAUAUCGGAUUGGAGUUCUUGGAGUGUAUGUUCUGCAUCUUGUAACAAUCUUGUUACUGUACCAUCUCAAACUAGAACUCGAUCAUGUUCUGGGUUUUCUACUUGGGAUCCUACCUAUACAGGUUGUCCUGGUAUCACUAGAAGUGAACAAAUUUCUUGUAAUGCAAAUGUUGGUUGUCCUGGUACUUAUAACGCAUGGAAUGCAUGGAGUACUUGCUCAGAAUCUUGCCAAUCUAAUUCAAAUUUAGCACCUUUCCAAACUCAGACUAGACAAUGUAUAGGUGCAACACUAGGAGCUGGUUGUGUUGGGCCUAGUUCUCAAACUCAAAACUGCAAUGUAGGAGUGUCUUGUCCAGGUAUUUUAAGUGAUUGGGCUGCAUGGGGAGCCUGCUCAGCCUCUUGUCAACUUGAAUUUGUUGUUCCUCAACAAACCAGUACCCGCACUUGUUCUGGUGCUUCGUUUGGUGGCAAUUGUAAUGGAGCAGUUUUAACUCAAUCUAAAAACUGUAACGCAGAAGUUUUGUGUCCAGGAGUAUUAACUGAAUGGGCUGCAUGGAGCACAUGUUCUGCAUCGUGUAAUACUCUAGUCAAUGGUGGACCAAUUCAAACUAGAACUCGAACUUGUAAUGGUUUUUCUACAUGGAAUCCAAACUUUAUGGGUUGUGUUGGUGCUAGUAGGAAUGAACAACAAUUAUGUAAUCAACUUGUUUCAUGUCCAGGUUUUUAUACUGGUUGGUCAGCAUGGAGUACUUGUUCUGAAUCAUGUCAAUCUAAUGUUAAUAGUUCUCCCACUCAGUUUCACACAAGAAAUUGUGUUAACUUUACAUUGAAUGGUGGUUGUGUUGGCCUAAGUUCUGAAACUCAAAAUUGCAAUUUCCAAGUAUCAUGUCCAGGGGAUCUUACACAGUGGUCAACAUGGUCUUCAUGCAGUCAGUCUUGCCAGAUUAGCUCAGUAGUACCAACAAUGAGCAGAAAUCGAAAUUGUUUAAAUCCUACUUUUGGUGGUAAUUGUCAAGGGCAAUCACUUUCAGAUGUAAUGUCAUGUAAUGCAGGCGUAGUAUGUCCAGGUCAAUUGACUGAUUGGACAUCAUGGAGUCAAUGUCCAGCUACAUGUCAACAAGCAGUUGGUCAAUUUAAUAUGCAGUACAGAUCAAGACAAUGUGUUAAUACAACUACUGGAAAUUGUGGUGGAGCUUCGUUAAACGAUCAAGUUGUUUGUGUUAGAGAUGUUCCUUGUCCUGGUAUACUUGGCCAAUGGAGCACUUGGAGUACGUGUUCAGAGUCUUGUAGAAGCAACUUGUUGAUAGCCCCAUCUCAAACUAGAACCAGAACAUGCACAACAGCUACACUUGGUGCCAAUUGUGGUGGUGCUUCCCUUGUUGAAUCCCUCACUUGUAAUGCUAAUGUAGGAUGUCCUGGUGUUUGGACCAGUUGGGGACCAUUUACUGAUUGCUCUGCAUCUUGCCAGUCUACUGGUAAUAUUAUUCCAACUCAAUCGCGUCAAAGGUUCUGUGUUAAUAACACUCUUGAUGGACCUUGUCCUUCUGAUAAUAAUGGUGAUAAAAUCCAAACUGUUCAAUGUAAUGUUGGAGUUAUUUGUCCAGUAAGAGGAACUUGGGGUGCUUGGGGUGAUUGGUCUUCAUGCAGUGCAAGUUGUGAUGCUGGUCUUAUUCAAAGAUCACGAGCAUGCUCAGUUCCUUACCCAAUAGGGGCUGGUGAUGAUUGUAUUGGCAACACUACGCAAACUCUUCCGUGUAAACUGUUUGACUGUCCAAAAUCAUGUGCUAUUGCUAAACGCUGCAACUGUUCUCAAGUUAAACAAUGGUCUUCUGUUCCUACAUUUGACCAAUUUCAAUCAAGAGGCUUAACUCUCGGAGGAAUUGAAACCGUGCUUGGAUAUUUAAGUUCAUACGGAGAUGAUACUGUUGAUAAAGCAUGUCAAGCUUGCAACACUAUGAUGUUAACCACAUUGAGAUCGAAUGUUGCUGAUCAGUUAACUCAAGCUAAGGCUGCAAGAGCAAAACUUGAAUUAAUUAAAAAUGAUUUACGUGACGUCAUCUACUGUAAUGGAGUAAUUUUGAACAAUCCGGGUUUAUGGAACCUCUACGAUUUAUUAUUUGAGCGAGCAACCAUGUUAGACGGGGUUAUUAUAGAGUUAAACGCUAUUUACUUACGUUUUGAUGCUGCGUUGACUUCUUGUCAAUCGUACGGUUGGAUACAUCAAACCUUCAAAACAAUUUUACGCAAAUGCACCUUUUAAAAUGAUUUUUUAAAAUACAUAUACAUACGUUUUUCUAUUUUCUUACUGAAUGCAAUAUUGUAAACUAAACACAUUUAUUCAAUCUUGUAUUUUUAUGUAUGCACUUAUUUAGUCAUUAAUUUUUUAAGUUACAAUAUAGUAAACAUGUUU
Messenger RNA from Hydra vulgaris (swiftwater hydra), 8231 nucleotides. The record is from RefSeq and is a predicted model, not a curated record. Lineage: Eukaryota; Metazoa; Cnidaria; Hydrozoa; Anthoathecata; Hydridae.